UGUUAGUGGCCUGUAUAACCCCCCAACAUGCAGUGACCGCCGCGUGUGCUGUCUGACUGACGACAUACAUCAUCGUCUCCACAUCAGCAGAUUGUCACUGAGAAUGGCAGAUCAACCAGCCCAGAAUCCUCCAGCUGCAGCAGGAGAGGCGGAAAAACCGAAAACGGCGAAGCAGCUGGAGAGGGAAGCUAAGAAAGCUGCUAAAUUGGCGAAGUUUCAAGAGAAGCAAGCCAAAGUUGCCGAGAAGUCCGAGGGUCAACAAAAAGAGAAGAAGCCUAAGAAAGUAGAAGAGAAAAAAGUGAUCACCUAUGACUUGCCAACACCUUCAGGAGACAAAAAGGAUGUUAGUGUGGAACUACCAGCCCAGUACAGUCCCAGUUAUGUGGAGGCGGCUUGGUAUGACUGGUGGAAAAAACAGGGAUUCUUCAAGCCAGAGUAUGGAAGAAGUCUGGAUGUCCCUAAUCCUAAGGGAAACUUUAUCAUGGUAAUACCUCCCCCAAAUGUCACAGGAAGUCUUCAUCUUGGCCAUGCACUAACAAAUUCAGUCGAGGAUGCUGUCUGUCGAUGGCACAGAAUGAAAGGUCACACAACACUCUGGGUUCCUGGGUGUGAUCAUGCAGGUAUUGCUACUCAAGUUGCAGUAGAAAAAAAGGUAAAACGCGAAGAGGGGAAGUCCCGCCACGAUUUGGGCCGAGAGGAAUUCACCAAACGUGUGUGGCAGUGGAAGAAUGAGAAGGGUGAUCGCAUCUAUCAUCAAUUAGAAAAGAUGGGAUCAUCACUUGACUGGGAUCGUGUUACUUUUACGAUGGAUCCUGGACCACAGGAAGCAGUGAAGGAGGCAUUUGUAAGACUACAUGAAGAUGGAACUAUUUAUAGAUCUAACCGCCUUGUCAACUGGUCUUGUACGCUGAAAUCUGCAAUCUCUGACAUUGAGGUUGAGAAGAGAGAGCUCCCAGGAUGUACAGAACUGCCAGUCCCAGGAUACAAGAACAAAAUAGAAUUUGGAGUACUUGUUUCCUUUGCAUACCAGGUAGAGAAUUCAGAUGAACGUAUAGUUGUUGCCACAACACGAAUUGAAACCAUGUUAGGUGAUACAGCUGUUGCAGUCCACCCUGAAGAUGAGAGAUACAAGCACCUGCAUGGCAAGACACUCAUUCAUCCUUUCACUGCCCGUAAGCUGCCAAUACUACAGGAUGAUUUUGUUGAGAUGGAAUUUGGUACAGGUGCUGUCAAGAUUACCCCAGCUCAUGAUCCUAAUGAUUAUGAAGUGGGCAAGAGGCAUGAUCUUCCCUUCCUUACGAUUUUCACAGAUGAUGGGUAUAUUGUGGAGGGAUAUGGACAGUUUACAGGGAUGAAACGCUUUGAUGCACGUAAGGCUGUGUUACAAGCACUAAUGGAGAAGGGCUUAUAUGUAGAAACAAAGGACAACCCUAUGAUAGUCCCAAUUUGCUCCCGAUCCAAAGACAUCAUUGAACCCAUGAUUAAGCCACAGUGGUAUGUUAAAUGUUCAGAUAUGGCAGCUAAGGCUGUUGAAGCAGUCAGAUCAGGUGAACUAGAAAUCAUUCCAAAGAUACAUGAAAAAACUUGGUACCAUUGGAUGGAGGAAAUGCGUGACUGGUGCAUAUCCCGGCAACUUUGGUGGGGGCAUCAGAUUCCUGCAUACUUUGUGACAGUUACUGAUCAAUCUUUUCCACCUGGACAGGGUGAUGAAUACUGGGUAAGUGGUCGAACAGAAGAGGAAGCACGACACAAGGCAGCAGCAAAAUUCGAUGUUUCACCAGAUAAGAUCAAGUUAGAGCAGGACCCAGAUGUUCUGGACACUUGGUUCAGUUCUGGCCUUUUUCCAUUUUCUGUCAUGGGUUGGCCAAAACAGACUAAAGAUCUGGAACUGUUUUACCCUAAUACUCUUCUGGAGACUGGUCAUGAUAUUUUGUUCUUCUGGGUUGCUCGAAUGGUUUUCUUUGGGCAGAAACUUUUAGGAAAGUUGCCUUUCAAGCAGGUGUAUCUUCAUGCCAUGGUUCGAGAUGCACAUGGUCGAAAGAUGAGCAAAUCCCUUGGUAAUGUGAUUGACCCGAUGGAUGUCAUACAUGGGAUCACCCUGCAGGAGCUUAACAAACAGCUGGAUGACAACAGUAAUCUGGAUCCCAAUGAAAUUGCAAAAGCAAAAGAAGGUCAGAAAAGUGAUUACCCUCAAGGUAUUCCUGAAUGUGGCACUGAUGCCCUGCGAUUUGCACUGUGUGCCUAUACUUCACAAGGACGGGACAUUAACCUUGAUGUGUUGCGUGUUAAUGGGUACAGGAACUUUUGUAACAAACUGUGGAAUGCUACAAAAUUUGCCAUGAUGAAUAUUGGCACAAGUUUCAAACCGUAUGAAUCACUUAAGGAAUUACACAAAAUGGUAAAAACGGCACAAGAGAAGGUCAUGGUUCAGACCAACACACCGUUCUCCUCACUUACCAACCAUAUUAGAAACAAUAACUAUCAUUGGGGCAGUCUGUCUGAGCUGAAUGAAACCUUAAAACACUUUAGCUAUGUAGAUGGUUUUACGCCCACACAAGCUGAUGUUUCCCUUGUGCAAAUGUUAAACGUUGGGUCAUCACUUUCACCAUAUCCCCAUCUUUUGCGGUGGUACUGCCACAUGGCCAGCUACUCACAGGCAGAGAGAGAUACAUUCCCAGAGGCUAGUAAUAAUGGCCCUUUAACUCCCACCUCUAAGCCCAAGGAGAGAGAGGCUCUGAGUAUGGUGGACAGAUGGAUGCUGAGUCAACUAGCAUAUGCUGUGAAAGAGUGCAACAUUGCCUUUGAAGAAUUCAACUUUCCAAGAGCCACCACAGCUCUGUACAAUCUUUGGUGGUACCAGAUAUGUGAUGUGUACCUGGAAUGCCUAAAACCUGUCAUGUAUUCAGAAAAUGAAGAAGCAAAGGAGCUAAGCUGCAAUGUUCUCUACACAGCUGUGUAUGUGGGUUUGGCACUAAUUUCUCCCUUCAUGCCAUAUCUGUCUGAAGAACUGUUCCAGCGUCUCCCAUCACGCACUGCAAAUCAGCCACCAUCAAUAUGUGUCACACCAUAUCCAGAACCUGAGGAGUAUGAAAUGUUCCUUGAUAAAGAUGUUGAUGAGAAGUUCAGAUUUGGACAGAAAGUCAUCAGUGAGGUGAGGUCGGCCAAGGCAAAAUAUGACAUACCUCACAAAACUAAAAUUGAACUAACCCUUCAAUCAGAGAAUCAUGAAAAUAGAGCCACUCUGGAAUCUCUCAUACAGGAUAUUACCACAUUGUCAGCCGCAUCAAAUGUCAGGGUAUCAACAGAAAAGCCAAAAGGAUCUGUCCCUACCCUUAUUAAUGCUGAGACUGUAGCCUGGAUGAAACUGCAGGGUCUAGUUAACUUGAGCAAUUGUCGAGAAAAAAUCCAGAAGAAGAUAGAGGAUGCAGAAGAUAGGCUGCAAACUCUUCAAUGUGAGAUGGCAAAAUCAAACUAUGAUAAGGUGCCAGAAGAUGUGCGUGCUAAGAAUACUAUAAAGAGGUUAGACUUGGAAGCAGAAUUAGAGCAGAGUAGAGAUGCUAUUAAACAGUUGGAAACAAUGGAAACAGAGUAAAUCUUAAUCUAAACGAAAAAAAGUGUGGUGUCAGUCCAUCAAGUUUGAUUCAAGUAUUUUUAUGGUUUUAACAUUGUAAUUGUUAGGGGUUUGACAGUGAAUAUUUAUUUAACUUUUAAUAAUGAUGCUUAUUUCAUCUGGUCUUGAUGUUUAUUAGGGAUUAGUGUUAUGCCUUAAUGUUUUGAAAUGGUAAUUCCGCCAGAAAUAUUGUGAAGGUAAAUAUCUGACAGAGUUGUCAUAUUCUUCACAUGGGUAACUACAAUAAAUUUGUAUGGUAAA
Messenger RNA from Cherax quadricarinatus, 3871 nucleotides. The record is from RefSeq and is a predicted model, not a curated record. Lineage: Eukaryota; Metazoa; Arthropoda; Malacostraca; Decapoda; Parastacidae.